UUGGAGAUUUUAACACUCAAUUUUUAUUUUUAAAAAUCAAAAAUUAUAAAAAUUUUUGAAACACAAAAUGGAAGAACAAACAUCCCUAGAAGAAUUUUCCACACCAAUACAUGUAAAUACCUUCGCAUUUCCGAAUGAACCAGAUUUGCGUUUGGUUCACGAACUCUACCGACCAUCGGAGAAUGUCAAAAAGUUGGAACGACGACGAACAAUCUUUCCCGAAUUAUUUAUAGAGAACUACAACUUGGGGACAUUGGCAGAUCUCUCAGUGCGUUGUUUGGCCCGGGCAUUCGGUCCUGAUCCCUUGCCCAUCAUAGCUGAUGAUCCUUUAAAGUUAAUGGUACAUUAUGAUUCAUUGGAUAUUGAUAUGCCCUUAAACCAAUGCUGUCACAUAACCUCGGAACGAUUUUGGAAGAGAUUGGUGCUAAAUAAACAUCCUGACAAAAGUUUGUCCCUUCAAUCGAAUAUAAAUUGGAAGAAUUUGGGAAUUUCUUUGAAACUAGUGGAAAUGGUGGAGGCUUGUCCAGCCGAAUAUUGGCCUGCGGAGGAAAUGUCAGAAUUGUUGCAAAAGAUACAGGAAUUUGUUCUUGAGUUGCAUAUCAAACGUUUGCAGUCGCUGAUGGAAAGAUCCUUUGAGAAAUAUUUUAGUUUGAAAAAGGAUUCAUCAACGACGGAAGAAGAUGAUGAUACGAAUGAUGAGAUUACUGAUUCACCCAUACCUACUUCCGAGGAGGGUGAUGUGGACGAAGAGCUAAAAGCCAAGACUGAAUCCCAAAUAGCCUUGGCCCAACAAUUGGCGGAAGAGAAAGAGCAACGCAAAAUUGCCCGGCAAAUUCUUAGACAAGACAAAGCCAAUGCUCGUCAGGAAAAAGAAGAAAGACGUCUGAGACGUGAGGCCAGACGUCACGAGGAGGAACAGGCGGCCGAAGAACUUAAAAAGAAGAAGAAAAAGAAAAACAAACUACCGAAAAGUGUUUUCGAAAUUGAAAUUUCCGAAAGUGAAGAUGAUGGUGAGCAGUUUAUUGUGGAUCGUCGAAAUCUGGAGCUAUAUUUAAAACACAAGAGGGGUUAUAAUUACCCUGCCGAACACUGUCAUCACAUUGAUCUGAGAUUUGUACAACACUUGAAGAGCCUGACAGAUUUCACCUUAGAAUUUUCGGGGCCACUGCAGGGUAGGCAAUAUCAUCAGCGUCACUACAAUUUCUCCCACGAGGAUAUAAAGAACUUGGCCUACGGCAUAUCCUUGGCACCACAAUUAAGAAUAUUUCGUUUACGCAACAGCCGAAUGGAUGCCGAAAAACUUUUGACCCUAAUUCGGGGUUUAAAACACCUCGAGAAAAUAGAAUCUGUGGACUUUGGCUAUGACCAGCUAAUGGAUGAUUGUGGCAAUGCCCUAUAUGAACUGUUUGAAAAUACGCAAAGCAUUCGUGGUCUGGAAUUGGAAUCAAAUCAAUUGGGCGAGGAGACCCUAAGGACAUUGGGUGAAACUUUAAGCCAUUACACCCAAGGAACUUUGGAGUAUUUGGGUCUUGCACGUAAUCCAAUAAAUGAUGAUGCUCUUCAUGCUUUGAUAUCGAAUAUUUUGGGUACUCCACAUAUCUCUUCGUUGAAUUUGAGAGGUAUAACUUAUUUAUCGGAAGAUGGGUUCAUUUGUUGUGUGGCCCAUGAGUUGCUGAGGCAACAUUCAGUUUUAAUGCAUUUGGAUAUUACCGCUAUUCCCAUUGGCCCAAAAGCUGCAGAUCAGAUGAUGCUAUCACUGAAUUCAAAUGAAAAAAUAUUGAAUUUAGAUUACCUCGCCUGUGGUCUGGAUGAAGAAACUGAGCAAGAUAUUGCGGUGAUUUUGAAGAGGAACAAAUUCAUUAUCCAGAAUCCUUAUAUUGGAGAUCAAACUAAAACCGAUGAGGACAUUGAUGAGUGGUUGAACACAACGACGAAUCCAAUACUUCUACGAGUUUUGGCGAAACGUGAAAAGCAAAAAGAAUGCCUUUCCCAAAAACCCAAAGAAUUUGUGACAUCGCCGCAAACCUCACCCUUACAAAGUCAAGAAUCCUUUAAACUCGAAACCGAUGGAAGUGUCUAUGGGCAGAUAGCAUCAAACUCGGAAUACAGCAUGGAAGCAAGAGAACCAUUUGUCUACGAAUCAAAUCAAUUUGAUGAAAAGGAAUUUUUGCAACAUCUCUACUUACCAGGACCCAAAAAUCGCUAUUAUCAUUUCAAAACAUUAAGGGAUUGAAAAAGAAUCUUGCCAUGUCAUGUCAUUGUUUAUUACGACAGAGCGUGGGCUGGGGCUGGGUUUGCCGGUUGGCACAACAAAUCGAUAACCCUAAAUUUCUAUAGUAACAAAUAUUUUUCGAUUGUUUUAUUUGUUUGAUUUUUAUUGUCAAUUUCGUUUCCUACCUGUUUCUGUUUUCCUUUAAUCAAAGAAAGAAAAAAACAAACGAAAUCCAAAAAAAGUCAAAAUCAUUUUGACAAUUUUAUUAUUUAUUGAAAGAAAUUAAAUGUCCAUAACAAAUCUAUUGCAAUAAUUUUUAUUUAAUAUAUUUUUUCUUAUAAACAAUUGUUGUCGAAACUAAAUAAAAAACUCGUGGAACAAGAUA
Musca domestica (house fly) is the source of this 2597-nucleotide messenger RNA. RefSeq lists its product as uncharacterized. The record is from RefSeq and is a predicted model, not a curated record. Lineage: Eukaryota; Metazoa; Arthropoda; Insecta; Diptera; Muscidae. The transcript is spliced from 3 exons. Bases 68 to 2233 code for a protein of 721 amino acids.